Messenger RNA from Xiphias gladius (swordfish), 3809 nucleotides. It is a transcript of the gene pip4k2ca, whose product is annotated as phosphatidylinositol-5-phosphate 4-kinase, type II, gamma a. Lineage: Eukaryota; Metazoa; Chordata; Actinopteri; Istiophoriformes; Xiphiidae. Bases 297 to 1550 code for a protein of 417 amino acids. Gene Ontology annotation, biological process: phosphatidylinositol metabolic process. The transcript is spliced from 10 exons. The record is from RefSeq and is a predicted model, not a curated record. Gene Ontology annotation, molecular function: phosphatidylinositol kinase activity.
CACGUGGUUAUAAAAACACGGAUGGGCUCGAGGGGGCGGUGGUGGACUGUCAGUAGAAAUAUGGCGUGGCCAAAGUAAUGAUUUAUCUCCGUAGUUUAAACGUUAAUUGAAAGUCAGUAGAACACAGUCGGAGUUUGAAGGGUGACCUCUGGUUGUCGGCGCCGUGUCGGUGUGAGAGACCCGGUAGAGUAGCGGUGAGAGAAGCUAGUUCAGUUUAGUGACGGCAGCCCUCAGGAGGAAGUGAUACCGCCUGCACCAGCGCUCUCAGCACGGUCGAGGAUAGCCUGUCUACGGUCAUGGCUGCCCUCGGGAACUCGGGUGCCACCUCCAGUCCUAUGGUGAUCCUGGCGCCCAAGACCAAAACGAAAAAGAAACAUUUCGUGCAGCAGAAGGUGAAAGUGUUUCGGGCCAGCGACCCGGUUCUGAGUGUCUUCAUGUGGGGCGUCAACCACUCGAUCAAUGAUCUCAACCAGGUGCCUGUUCCUGUCAUGCUGCUGCCUGAUGACUUCAAGGCCAACACUAAGAUCAAAGUCAACAACCACCUCUUCAACAAAGAAAACCUUCCAGGACAUUUCAAGUUCAAAGAGUACUGCCCUCAGGUCUUCCGAAAUCUAAGGGAACGGUUUGGUAUUGAGGAUCUGGACUAUCAGGUUACGUUGACUCGCAGCCCCCCACUGAGGAGUGUAGACGACCAGGGAGAGGGUCUGCUCCUCAACUCUUAUGACCGAACGCUGGUCAUCAAGCAAAUCUCCAGCGAGGAUGUUGCAGACAUGCAUAGCAUUCUGUCUGAGUAUCACCAGCACAUAGUGAAGUGUCAUGGAAGCACCCUGCUGCCACAGUUCCUGGGUAUGUACCGGGUGAGCGUGGACAGUGAGGAGACCUACCUGAUCGUCAUGAGGAACAUGUUCAGCCACAGGCUGGUGGUACACAGGAAGUACGACCUGAAGGGUUCUCUGGUGGCUCGAGAAGCAAGUGACAAAGAGAGGGGGAAAGAGCUUCCUACCUUCAAGGACAUGGACUUCAGGAACAACAUGCAGAAAGUUUACGUAACCGAGGAGCAGAAGGAGAAGGUCAUGGAGAAACUAAACAGAGAUGUGGAGUUUCUGGUGAAGCUGAAGAUCAUGGACUACAGCCUGCUGCUCGGUAUCCACGACGUGGGCCGAGCUGAACGGGAGGAGGAGGAGGGUGAGGAGGUUUCCAACGAGGAAGAACAGGAAGCAGAGAACGGCCUGGCUCCGGCCCCUAUGGCGGGAUCUUACGGCACCUCUCCGGAGGGAAUCGCUGGUUACAUGUCCUCCUGCAAACCUCUGGGGCCUGGAGAGUUCGACCCCUAUGUGGACGUGUACGCGGUCGGGAGCUGCGCAGGAGCCCCUCAGAGGGAGGUCUAUUUCAUGGGCCUGAUUGACGUACUUACUCAGUACGACACUAAGAAGAAAGCCGCUCAUGCAGCAAAAACUGUCAAACACGGGGCUGGUGCUGAAAUCUCCACAGUCCACCCCGAGCAGUACGCCAAACGAUUUCGCGACUUCAUCUCAAACAUUUUUGCGUGACACUCGCCUAUGAACGCCGCCACGAAUUCAUCUGACUCAGAGCAAAAAGUCAAUUUUAUCAUUGACCAAAAAAACAAAGUAGUAUGCACACACAGAUCAUUAUUUAAAUUUGGUGAUCUGAGGCAAGACUACGUACUUAACGUUGUAGCAAAAUAAUGUACUACUUCUGAUGCAUAUAUUUAUUUCAAAGAUUUAAGAUGUAUUGCUUAUAGAUAUUAAGCACUCUUUACGGAAUAACUCUGGAGCAAUAGGGCACUUGGAAACAAAGUGCUGUUGAUCAGUGUUCAUAGUGUUAGACCGCAUCAGUGAUGGAUCAAAUAUCAAUAUAUUUCUGAUUUUUUUUUUUCACUUUGCUCUGGUUCCCCAGGCAUGAACUAAAGUUAAAUGAAACACAUUUGGAGAUAAAUUUAUUCACGUUCUUGGUCAGAGUAAGAUGAGAAGAUUGAUACCACUCUCAUACCUGUCUGUUAAAUAUGAAGCUACGGCCAGGACAUGGUUAGCUUAGCUUAGCAUAAAGACUGGAAACUGUUGGACCGGCUCUGUAUACCAGCACCUCGAAGUCUCGCUAAUUAAGCAGUGACUUCUGGAGAGUCACUCAAACGGGCAAAGAAAUAGUCUGGGACGUAGCUCACUGUAAAACCACAAUGUGCCAUUUUUUUUCAGUACAGUUUUUGUCCAGAUUAAAUGAACAAGAUAUAACAUGUUACUUAGUGAAAGGUGACUAACUGUAUCUUCCUGUUUCCAGGCUUUAUGCUAAGCUAACCAGCUGCUGGCUGUUCACUGCUGAGAUAUGAGAGUAUUAAAAGAUCUCUCCACCGAUUCAGGCUUGCUCUGACGUUGUUGAUCUCACGAUGGACGGGUGGGGGGGGAUAACUGGGUCUGCUGCAUCAAUUUUUAUCAUCUUUUUUUUUUUUUUUUUUAUUCCAAACCUCCUCCUUCCUUGUCAUAACUUGCUGCCUACGUUACCCACGAUGCCACUCGGCCGCUUCACGUUCAGUCAGAGAGUUGGGUCUAGCGUCAGGCAGAGGUGAGGAGCGGGGCUGCAGGGGCCCGGUAAACUCACUUCACGCCCAGAUUUUCUUUUUCACUUUCAAACUCAGUCUUCAGACCCAACUGACGCUGAAUUGAACAACCGAGUGCACAACGCUGCGAAUGUCUUCCAGAGGAGUGCUGUUAUCCCAAUAUUUAAACGAUACUGCGCCCCCCGCCUUCUGACAAUAUGUCAUACAAGCUAGGUCUUUUCCACCGUAACCCGACCGUUAACAAUUUUCUCCUCUAACUCAGCAAGAAAGGGAAUAAGUCCCAAAAUGUCAAACUGUUCCUUUCUAGAAUAAUGUUUUAUGGGGAUGGGUAUUUAAAAAAAUCUAAUGGUAGUCUAGACAGUUGACUUCUCUAGUAUAUUAUUACUUAUCUACAGAAGCAUGCCAUUUGAAUGUUUAGAGUGCCAAAUGUGUGGGAUCAGAGCUUUAUCAAAGCAGGAUUUGCACUUCGCAUACAAUUAAAUUGACACUGUGGUGACAGAAUAGUUAAAUGAACCACAGUUGGAAAUGGAUCAAACACAGUUUUCCACCAAAGUCUCUACUAAACCUCAUACAGAACAGUCUUGUCAAUUGAAACAGCAAAUGUGUGGUAUUUGAAUAGAAAGAAUAUCAAAUAAUUUAGCCUGUAAACCUUUUUGCCAGCCCUGCUUCUCUUGGCUACCACAGCCUGUAAAGAGAGUGUGGGCUGGCUGACCUUGGAGCAUUUCCUUUACCCACAUAGAUGAACCUGCGUUAAUGAAGUGACCGGUCCGGAUCCUGGGAUCAGUCCUGCCUUUUUAACAACAUGCGUCGUCGUGUCGAUGUGUAAUUCGACAUCAAAACGCCUCCUGAAAAUGAGCCCGACCAUCGUCAGUCUGGACGGGCUCAAUUUUGAACGCGGCGUAGGGUUUUGUGAGUUGACAUGGAAAACGUGCGCUGUGUGAAUCAUUGUCAUAGGUUAAGAUUUAGAAAAAUAUAGUGGUAGAACUAGGAACUGUUGUCUGUGUAUCGUACUGAUUUAGUGAUAACCAGGGUUCUGUGUUAAAUAUUGUGACAAUAACACUACAUUUCAGUAGCUUAUGCAGUUAGCCUUAACACAGUGAGAUGACACAGCAUUCCUAAACACUGGCAAGGCAGCGCAGAUACAGUAAUACUCUGUGUGAUGCCUCAUCUACUCAAUGAUUGCACAUGUUGUAUUUUUGCAAAUCAGCUUUUGGACCAAAAUAUAUUUUAUGAAAAA